UCUUAAACAUAUAGUUUAACAUUUGAUAUGAAAACGUAAAAUGUCAUUUCUGCAGCUCGCCAGUAAAGGUGGGGUUGGGGUUUUAGAGAUGCACGAUGACCACAAUCACAAUUAUCGUGAAAACCAUGGAAAUGUAUAUUAUUUAAACUGUAGCUCACCGAUGCGGAGUGAAGCCAGUUGUAUUCCAGCCACUGUGGGUGUGUGGGAUUGUGCCGAAACUGCCACACACAACGAUUCCGCUUCAGACUGCGAAGCUGAUUGUUGUGGUCCAUCUAAAGCGAGGAGCGUGACUUCUAAUCCCUCUGAAUUUAUGAAAUAAGAGCCAGUGUCUCUUCUCUACUCCAGUCCCUCCAACUGCUUGGACGCCAUGUUGUGAAUGGAGCGUGAUCAUAUGACCACAUGACACAAACAUCCAGUGAUGAAUUCAAUGACAGCAGAGGACUACAGAGAAACCUACUGGCCGAGGCUGGAAAAAGCAGUUGAACAGCUGCUGACUCAAAGCCCAGUGAAAUACACUUCUAUCUCCUAUGAACAGAUUUACAGUCAUGUUUAUAAGUGUGUGUGCCAGCAAUACUCAGACCAUCUCUACAGUGACUUGAUAUGGAAGAUAACAUCUCACUUACAGCAAGUGUGCUUAGAAUUGCAAGACAGCCGACCUGAAAGUUUUGUUGAAAACUUCAAUCUUGCUUUCACUCAAUACAUGGCUGCAAUUGAGUGCAUCAUUCCUUUGUUCAUUUAUAUGAACAAAUUCUAUAUUGAAACUCAGCUGAACAGAGACUUGAAGGAUGACCUCAUGGACCUUUUCUCAGCUCAUGUUGCAGAGAAACAUAUUAGUAUGUUAAUAUCUCUUCUAAAGAAAGCUGAGGCCAUGCCAUUUCAAGUUAAACCAUCAACUAUGGCAAGUGUGGUAAAAGGCCUUUACUCUCUGCGACCAGACUGGGCUCAGCUAGCCCCUGCAUUGUUUUCUAGAUUUAUUCCCCAAAUUCACCCUCCUGUUUUGGAGUCUGAUUUGCUGCGUUAUGCAUCUCAAGACCGGAAAUUGCAAAUGGAGCUUUCACUAAAAGGUUUUUCCAGGUGUGACCAGUCACGUAAAAGAGCAUGUGAAGAAUCCUGAAAAACCUGCUGGAAAACAUGAAAUAAUACCCCACACAAGAAAGCUUCCAUACUACAGAUCAGAGACAUAAGGACUAGACUACGUAUGAACUGGGAAUAAUUAAAAAUAAAAAAAAAUUUUUUUUACAAAGGUGCUAUCUUCUAUGGAGGAUAAACCAUGUGCUAAUAAAAAACAAAUGAAUAAAUGUAUGAAAACAAAUAAAUACAUGUGGCAUAAAAGACAAAAAAAAUGCAGAGUAUAUAACAAUGCCUUGAUAAAAAAUGAAUAAUACAGAAAAAAGAACAUGGAAUGAGAGUCAGUUUAAGCUUAAACAUCUGCGGACUUAUUUAAAUACAAUUUUUUUAAACACAAAAAAGUUUCUGUUUUGCAGAACCUUUUUUUGUUUAAAAAAAUUGUAUUUAAAUAUUGAUUGCAAUUUUAAAUUGCAAUCAAUAUUUACCUCACAAUUAGUAAUUGCUGAAACUGUGGACAGAUUUAUGACAUAGAACCUCUUCCUGCUCUUCUGUGGCCAAGUAUUAACUUCUGGAGUGGGGUAACCAGAUUUUGGGUUAAAAUAACCUGGUAACCAUAAUGAUGCCUCAGAGCUGCAAAAUGAUCCACCAACACAUAAUGAUCUAAACUAAGGGUGAAAUUUGUGUUUAAAUGAAAAAUCUGAAUUUGAAUGUUAUCAUUUAUAUUUUGUAUCUUAUUGUAUCAAAUUGAAUUUCAUGGAAUGCAAGAAAGUAAUCUUAGGCUCUGAAAAUGAAUUUCAUGCUUAAGGGUGUGUAAUUAAACAUUUGAAAUUCAACCUGAA
This is a messenger RNA of Pangasianodon hypophthalmus (striped catfish), 1907 nucleotides long. RefSeq names its product CDK2 associated cullin domain 1 (gene cacul1). Gene Ontology annotation, biological process: ubiquitin-dependent protein catabolic process. The transcript has 9 exons. NCBI's taxonomy places the organism in Eukaryota, Metazoa, Chordata, Actinopteri, Siluriformes, Pangasiidae. The record is from RefSeq and is a predicted model, not a curated record. The coding region runs from base 419 to 1114 and encodes 231 amino acids. Gene Ontology annotation, molecular function: ubiquitin protein ligase binding.